Chelonia mydas (Green sea turtle) is the source of this 2112-nucleotide messenger RNA. RefSeq lists its product as uncharacterized. Gene Ontology annotation, molecular function: nucleic acid binding; RNA-DNA hybrid ribonuclease activity. The transcript is spliced from 3 exons. The coding region runs from base 1 to 2112 and encodes 703 amino acids. The record is from RefSeq and is a predicted model, not a curated record. NCBI's taxonomy places the organism in Eukaryota, Metazoa, Chordata, Testudines, Cheloniidae.
AUGUAUGAGCAGGACUGUUUGGGCCGAUUAAAUACUGACCCAGUUCGGAUUACUGUAGACAAUUCCAAACCUCUGCCUCGCCUGUCUCAAUAUCCUUUGAAUCCUGAGGCAGAGGCUGGGAUUGCUCCAGUUAUAUCUGCAUUAAAAGAACAAGGAAUUAUUGUCCCUUGUUCCAGCCCCUGUAACACCCCUAUCCUCCCAGUUCAAAAGGCUGAUGGCAAAUCGUGGCGAUUUGUUCAAGACCUUCGAGCUAUUAACCGUAUUGUCAUACCUUCUUUUCCAGUGGUUCCUAACCCUGCUACAGUACUAGCGUCUAUUCCUCCAAAUGCAACCCACUUUACUGUUGUAGAUUUGUGCUCCGCUUUCUUCUCUGUCCCAGUUCACUCUGAAUCCCAGUAUCUCUUUGCCUUCUCCUACAAGGGUCAGCAAUAUACAUGGACUACCCUUCCCCAGGGGUAUACAGAGAGUCCAUCCUAUUUUUCUCAAGCCCUAGCCAGGGAUCUCGCUGAUCUGGUUUUCCCAUCAGGAUCCACACUGAUCCAAUAUGUGGACGACUUACUCCUGUGCUCCCCCUCUCUGUCUGCCUCAGAAAUUGAUUCACUAACACUUCUCACAGCUUUAGCGAACAAGGGUCAUAAGGCUUCUCGCACAAAAUUGCAGCUCUGCCAAACCUCUGUCACAUACCUAGGCUUCCUUCUCUCCCAGGGCUCCCGUACACUCUCUCCAGCCUGGGUACAAGCCAUCCUUAGCUUUCCCCAGCCUUGCUCUCCAUGCCAGGUCAGAAAAUUCUUAGGCAUGACAGGGUUCUGUAGGCAAUGGAUUCCCCAAUAUGCUUCUCUGGCUAAACCACUCCAAGAACUCACUCGAUCCUCUGUACCUAACCCCAUGCCAUGGCCACUUGAAGCAAAUGCUGCUUUCAUCUCCCUUAAGCAGAAUUUAGCCUCUGCCCCUGCCUUAGGGUUACCUAACUAUGACAAGCCUUUUACCCUUUUCUGUCACGAACAAUCUGCUUGUGCCCUCGGGGUUCUUACUCAGAAGCACCGUGACAGAAAUCGCCCGGUGGCUUAUUUUUCUGCAACCUUGGACCCUGUAGCCCAGGGUCUACCCCCUUGCCUACGCGCUGGAACUGCUGCAGUGCGCCUGGUCGAGAUGUCUGAGUCCCUUGUCCUCCGCUCUCCUCUCACUCUCAUGGUCCCCCAUUCUGUGGAAACUCUCCUUCUGCAACGCAACACUGCUCACCUCUCCUCUGCUCGCCUCACUAGGUAUGAACUUUUGCUGCUUUCAGCCUCACAUAUCACUAUUAAGCGCUGCUCCCGGUUAAACCCUGCUACCCUCCUUCCUUUACCUAGUGAUGGUGAACCCCAUGACUGCCUUGCAACUGUCUCCGCUAUCACUGUCCCGCGCCCCGACCUUUCAGAUGUACCUCUCCCUAACUCUGACCUGGUAUUAUUCACUGAUGGGUCCUGUUAUAGAAAUGACCAAGGCCACCUUCUUGCAGGGUACGCUGUGGUCUCUCUCUCUGAGACCACAGAAGCUGCGCCCUUACCCUCUGUGACCUCUGCCCAGGUGGCUGAACUGAUUGCUCUAACCCGUGCCUGCUUUCUAGCCGAGGGGCUCUCUGCCACUAUUUUUACUGAUUCUCGGUAUGCCUUUGGGGUUGUGCAUGACUUUGGCAUCCUCUGGCAGGCUCGAGGUUUUCUUACCUCUACUGGUACCCCUAUCAAGAAUGGCCCCUACAUUGCCGCCCUCCUGUAUGCAGUUUUACUACCGUCUGCCUUGGCAAUUGUUAAGUGUACUGGCCACUCAGCGGCAGACACCGAGGUGGCAAAAGGUAAUGCACUUGCUGAUGCUGCUGCAAAACAUGCCGCCACUAUAAAACCUUCACCAGAAGCGUUUCUUGGUCCCCUCUCUGUCUCUGUGCGAGCAGCGUGGCCGACGGAACCCACCUCUGCUGCCUGUCACACUCUUGAGCCUGGUGAUUGGGUCUACCUGCGGCACCACCUUCGGAAGCACGCCUUGGAACCCCGGUGGAAGGGUCCAUACCAUGCUGACCACCCAGACAGCCGUGAAAUUAUCCGGCAUCGCUGCAUGGAUCCACGCCUCACAGUGUAA